Messenger RNA from Solanum stenotomum, 510 nucleotides. RefSeq lists its product as uncharacterized. The record is from RefSeq and is a predicted model, not a curated record. Lineage: Eukaryota; Viridiplantae; Streptophyta; Magnoliopsida; Solanales; Solanaceae. Bases 1 to 510 code for a protein of 169 amino acids. The transcript has a single exon.
AUGCUGCGACAAUUGUUAGUAAACAUCCCACUGGUGGAAGUACUAGAACAAAUACCAGGAUAUGCCAAGUUCAUGAAGGACUUAGUCACAAAGAAAAGAGCUGUAAGUAUUGAUUUGACUAACCAUGUUCAUCACUGCAGUGCUAUUUCUACCAGGUCUCUGGUGCAGAAGAAAGAGGAUCUAGGUGCAUUUACCAUACCAUACACUAUCGGAUCAAUCAAAUUUGCAAAGGCCUUGUGUGAUCUAGGGGCUAGUAUAAACUUGAUACCGCUGGCCAUUUACAAGCAACUGGGGUUAGGAGUUCCAAAACCCACAACCAUGAGGUUGAUGAUGGCAGAUAGGUCAGUGAAGCAACUUGUGGGCAUCCUAUGUGAUGUGCUCGUAAAGGUGGGCAUAUUCAUCUUUCCGAUAGACUUCGUGAUCUUGGAUUGCGAAGUAGAUUUUGAGGUUUCCAUAAUUUUGGGAAGACCAUUUAUAGCCACGAGUCGAGCCUUGGUAGAUGUUGAGUGA